GUACAUUCUUAGCUAUAAUAUAAACACCUAUUAAUAACUUAAUUAAAUGGAUUAUGAUUAUAAAUAAAUUUGUGAUAUGUUAAUAAGAGCUAUAUAAUAAACAUGUGAAUUGGUAACAAUAUAAUAGUAACAUGGAUACCCAGCAAACAUUAGGGUAUUCAACCAAAGCGGCUCUCGUCAAACUCCGAGAUGGAAUACGUAGUGUUAUCGAGGAGCACAAACAGAAUAAUAAGACCGGAUAUGGAUUCAUCAAAAACAUUAUAUCAUUUUCUUCCGAGAAGGUGUUGUUGUCUGGAGUGGCAUACACAAUCACGUUACUAUAUAUAAUCUGCCUUACUUUGACAUUUUUACUUGGGGACUAUGUGAAAGCAGAUGGUUAUUUACUAUGGGAGGCUCUGUUCCUUUUUGUGAUACUGAUAAUUAACUUCUUGGUUGCGUUUAAUGAAGAAUAUUUAUAUAGAAAUGAAAUACCUCAUAGAGUUAAGAAAGUCCUAGAAACAUUGGAUGAUGCCAUAGAUAGAUCAAUAUGGAAGGAAGGGCACUACCCCCACUUGUGUGCCCCAUUCUCACCAUGCGUCAUACUGCAGUGGACUUACAGAGAUGAUAUGGUGGUAAAUCUCCCAUGGUCACUGCUGGUGGAAGGUGAUGUCGUGGUGCUCCGGCCCGGGCAGGAGGUGCCUGGGCACUGCCGCGGCCUGGACCCUGAGGACCCGGAGCUAUUCUUCGGACAAACCUUUCAGCCCAGCUCACAGUAUAAAGAAAACUUUAGCAUGCCUCGCGUCCGUGAGCCGCACCAGAACCGCUCGUACCGAAUGUGCGAAACGCCCUUUCUGAAGAACCUUCGGUUGGCUUUGGAGCAUGCCACGUCUCGACCGCGCACCGUGUUUGAGAAACAGAGGUACCUGUGUACAGUAAAAAUAAUGGAGGGCAUAGCACUACCCCUUGUAAUCCUGCUAGUUGUGGUGGCGUCCUUCGUCCGUCACGUGUACCAGUUACCCGGCGUCACACACUGGACAGAGGUGUAUUUCCUGCAAACCGUGGCGGCGUCGCUGCCGCUCUUGCAGAUUAUAUUUCCCGUGGUCUGGGUUGCUCUCAACUGCUACGGGAUGGCCCGGUUCAAAUUGCUCUCCGAAACUCGUCAAAAGUACGUGCGUACGAAAUCCUGCUCAAUAUCAGAGGAUGCCAGUGACCCCCUGAUACAAGCGCUCAGCGAAUCCAACUUAAAGCCGGAGAGUCUCAAGUCUCUAUGGAAAACUUUUUAUAACAUCCUGAGGGGGAGGGAAGAUAUGGUUGUUCGGACGGCGAAUAUUGUACAUGUGUUGGGGUCUUUGUCGGCCUUAUGCUGUGUAGACAAGAAAGGCAUCCUAUCCUGGCCAAACCCGACAGCGGAGAAGGUGUUCUUCCUCCGCAACUCCAGUUCCGCCUCCACUGCUUCCAGUAAAACCAGUCUGGUGGGCUCCAUGCGCCAGAGCCAGACCAACCUCGAGCAAGAACCGAAGCAGAACGAACCGUCUACCAUCGUUGAGGUUCUAGACUUAACACACGACCAGAACGCUCCCUUCAGCGUAGAAUUCGACGACCAGCGCUGGCGGCAACACUUAGCGCGGCUCAAGCCUUUGGGACUCGCAGCUUUGCUCAAUACGUGCGCGCCCGCUCCCAGACACACUUAUGCGCACUUCUGUGCACAUCUCACUUGUGAGGCGCAGUAUAGCGAGGAUCUAGUUCCAGUAACCAACCGUCGUUGCCUCUGCGAAUUGGCGAAGCAAAUCGGAUUCACCGAGUCUGUGGAGGAUUCCUACACCAUUCAAGAAUGCCUGCCCAUCUUCAGGCAUUUACAAGCUGAUACGAUUCGUCGCGAGACUCGCUUCGUGCGUUCCCUACACUUGAGCACGCGAGUUAAGGUGCCCCUUCCACACAUGCUGGCCGUCGUCGUUAAGGACCAGGCCAAUCAGCUGCAAAUGCUGACACAAGGUACCGCAGACAUAAUACUGGACUCAUGUGUGGAUUACUGGAACGGACGGGACCUGACGCCAAUCUCGCCGUCUGACCGAAAGAAGAUCAUCGAUUUCUACCAGCGAAAUUCGCUUACGGCCUACUGUACUGCUUUUGCAUACAAACCGUUGACCCGCGGCAUAUCUCCGUCCUUGUCGCGUAUGUAUCUGGAACUACCGGCCGACAGUCGGCAGUUGUACGCGCCCCAUUCCCAACAGUGGGCAGAUGCUCCUGCUCUACAUUUUCAUUCCACCGAUUCGUUAUUAUUCAACGAAGUAACUGAUGACGACGUCAGUGAUGCUGACGGAUAUUUCGACAUGCAAUGCAAUCAGGUAUUCAUAGGCAUGGUAACAAUGCAGUACCAAGCCCAAUCCGACAUGGUGGAACUGAUUGAGCGUCUCGAACGCGCGUGCAUCCGCUUCGUACACUUCAGCAAAGAGAACGAGUUGCGCUCCAGAGUGUUUAGCGAGAAGAUGGGCCUGGAGUCUGGGUGGAACUGCCACAUAUCGCUCAUUAGCGGGGAGACGCCGAGCCGAACCGCGUCGCCGCUGUCUUCUCAAACGCUCGCCCGCCCGAGGCCCCUCAAUAGGGCCGUCGACACUUGUGACGCGGUCAGGCUCGGCUUUUAUAAUAGCAAUACCAUGGCAGCCUCGAAGGCACUAUCUAUGUCGGCCCCUGGAGCUAUAAACUUGGACCAUACCACGGUUAAAUUUGACAGCGAAAUCAAAAAGGCCAGGCAUUCUAUCACCACGCACACUGGGCUCAAGUUCCAACGCAGCAGUAUAGCGACAUCGCACCCGUCGGCCGACUCGCUUCUCGACUCGGACUCGCCGGCCGACGCGUGUCGCUCGCUCUCCUGCCUGACAGACUCGACCGACCACUCGGCGCCCGUCAACUUCGACAUGAGCAACCGUGCGAAACUCCCUCGCGGUAUCGACGCCAUCCGCCCCCACAUAGAACAAGUGGACAAUGUUCCGCUGCUAGUGUCGCUCUUCACGGACUGCUCAGCGCGCUCCGUACAAAUGAUGAUACAGAUCAUGCAGGAUUACGGCGAAGUUGUUUGCGUGAUGGGCUCCGCGGCUAACUGUCUAAACAUGGAGAUUUUCAUGCAAGCGGAUGCCAGUAUCGCAGUGGAACCACUGUACCCAGUGCUGUGUCAGAAAAUGCCGCCAUACCAGGUACCUGGGGACUGUAUAGGACCUAUCGACCUAGCGCGGGCCCUGAACUCCGUGCCUUGCUCUUUGUCGUUGUUAAACAAAUGGCAAAACCAGCCGUUUAACAAAUACUGCAGCAAACAGAUGACGCGCGACGCCGACGUUUCUCUCUUCACAUUGAUCACAAUGUCGCGACACUUCACCUCUUGCCUGUGGAACUCCACGCAGUUUUGGAUGUGCGCUGUGUGCUUCAUAUCUGUCCUACAGGUCGGUUCCUUGUACGCGUUCCUACCACUAGUUUUGAGCGCAGGCGGCGCGGCAUUGGGCAGCGCGGCCGCAGCUCUUCUCGGGACGGCGUUGGCGUUCGCGCCCGUCGACGCUGCGGUCAUGCAGCGUGCCGCGACCAGACCGCAGCUCGCGCCGCACAAACGGAUGAUUCUGUUCGUGUUCUGGUGCUACGCGUGCAAAUUCAUCCCGUCUGUUAUAUCCAUAUUGGUGCUCUAUGGAUUCACACUGAGAUCGUUCUGCGAGCAAAUAUCAGAAGCAACCAACGCGACAUCCUGCUGGAUCGUGUAUCCUAUCAACGUGGGCAACUAUUCCGUAGCUCACGACCUAACCAGAAAGUCCUGGCACGGCUGGGGCGAUGACUUCUACGACGGGUUUUACCUGGCGCAGCAUAUCACAUUAGCCUUGCUUACCUUGCAUUUAAUUGUUAUAUCGUUGUCUUUCAUACAUCGACAAUCUUCCAUUUGGCGGCGUUGCUUUUGGAGCAACAAGGUGUGGUCCGUCGCCGUACUCGUUUUAAUACUCCUCCAAGCGGCCAUAAGCCUAUUCAUGCUGCGGCACAACUACGGUUCCUGUGAGAACUGGGAUCUUUGCUCACUGCGGUACCACGUUCCUUGGCAGUUGGCACUUGGCUACGGUGGCUCAUUACUCGCUGUGUUCGCGCUUAACGAGUUCAUCAAGUGGCAAGAAAUCAAAGCCGACGUGCGGAAUCAAAGACGAGCCCGAUUGGACUUCGGGACGAAAUUGGGCAUGAACUCUCCUUUCUAGUCAAUUUUACUAACGUUUUUGAACAUUUUUCGUGCUUUUGCUCAGGACUAAACCAACCACCUUUCGGUUGGCUAACCUGAGCCUGACGAGGCCUAAGGGGCUGAAACUUUAAGUUAAGGAAAAGUGACAUAGUACUUAUUUAAUUAUUUAUAUUGUGCUCUAUUUUGUACUUACUGUUUUACAGUACACUGUUUUUGAUAAACAUACAAAUUAUUACAAUAAAAAUUUCUAAAAUA
Messenger RNA from Leguminivora glycinivorella, 4435 nucleotides. Its product is annotated as transmembrane protein 94. NCBI's taxonomy places the organism in Eukaryota, Metazoa, Arthropoda, Insecta, Lepidoptera, Tortricidae. Bases 132 to 4199 code for a protein of 1355 amino acids. Gene Ontology annotation, molecular function: nucleotide binding. The transcript has 30 exons. The record is from RefSeq and is a predicted model, not a curated record.